CUGUACGCGUUGCCGUGUUAAUACUGUCAGUCUGUCGAGUCAUAUCUGUCAAAAUAAAACAAAAAAAUAACAUAACAGAAUUAAGCAAGACGUAAUCGCGUGUCGUGUGGACCUGAGGAAGUGCCUUAAAGAAAAAAAAAAUCAAAGAAAUUUUUUAUUUAUUUAUAUAUUUUAUUGCGAGUGGAAACUGCUUUAUUUGGGUGAUUGAGUGCGUGAGUGCUCGAGGAGGAGAAAGUGUGAGGAGCGAAUAAACGUUGUCAACCUGGCGGCGUACCUCGAAGGACCCGCCAUUACACCCGUGGGGACUUUGACGUUAAGGGCCGGGUUGGCCCAUGUGCCCAUCGGGCCCAAUUUUAAUAGUUUGCAACAUUCUACCCACAAUAUAGGGAGGUGCGAGCAAGCAUCGGCAGCAGCAGCAGGCAUGCUGAUCGCAUGCGCCGGUUGUGACAAGCCGAUCCUGGACAAGUUCCUGCUGAACGUCCUGGAACGCACCUGGCACGCGGACUGCGUCCGGUGUUUCGACUGUCACGCCCCCUUGACGGACAAGUGUUUCAGUCGCGAGGGUAAACUGUUUUGUAGGACCGAUUUUUUUAGGAGAUACGGUACAAAAUGCGGAGGCUGUGGCCAAGGCAUCUCUCCCUCCGACUUAGUACGAAAAGCGAGAGACAAAGUGUUCCAUUUGAACUGUUUCACUUGCCUGGUGUGCCGAAAGCAACUGUCCACAGGAGAGGAGCUCUACGUAUUAGAUGAUAAUAAAUUUAUUUGCAAGGAAGACUACCUUAGCGGGAAUAAAGUCUCUAGUAUACCACAUCAACAAGAUUCGCUUCUAGGAUCCGCCUCGGAAGACGAGGAGGACGACGAGAGUAGUACAACGUCAUCUGUGUUAAAACAUCACUCCCUCCAUGGUUCCUUACCGCCAGCCCCUGGUGAAACAAACAACAACUCCUUACCUCACUCUGAUAUUAGUAAUUCGAUACAAGACCCAAAAGUAGAAAACGACUCAGAAGACCAAAACUCACUCGACGGCGACCCGGAAACCCGCGACUCCCAAACCGAAAACAAAAGUCCUGAUGAUAGCAGCGCGGGGUCGAAACGUCGUGGUCCCCGCACGACGAUAAAAGCGAAACAACUCGAAAUCCUGAAGACGGCUUUUUCGCAAACGCCGAAACCCACCCGGCAUAUCCGGGAGCAACUCGCCAAGGAGACUGGAUUACCUAUGAGGGUUAUACAAGUCUGGUUUCAAAAUAAACGGUCGAAAGAGCGAAGGUUAAAGCAACUAACCUCCAUGGGACGUGGUCCGUUCUUCGGUGGUUCGAGGAAGAUGCGAGGUUUCCCCAUGAACUUGUCGCCAGGUGGAUUAGAAGAUGGUCCACCGGGUUUCCCUUACUUUGCUGACGGUAAAUUCGAGUUUGGUUAUGGAGGUCCUCCGUUUCAUCCACACGACGGUCCAUUCUUUCCUGGACACCAUCCUGGAGGUGGACCCGGAGGUCAAGGAUUACCUUUUAACCAAGGAGGUAUGUUUCGUGGACCAAUGGAUCACGGAGGUCCGAUGCCGAUGGGCGCAGACUUCGGCGGUAUGCCGGGACAAGAAGGGGGCCAAUUCAUGCCUCAACCACCCGGUCCAGACCAAAUGAUGCCCGGAGGUCCCGGGGGACAAGGGGGAGGCCGUGGGGGCAGUCCAGAGUUCAUGUCCCCCGGAAAUUUCUCCGAUAACCCGCAGCAGUUAAACGAGGGGCUCGUUUGGUAGCUGGCAAAGGCUCUAGCCAAAAGAGCUAGAGAAUAAUUUUUUUUGUUUAUUUUCGGCUUUUUUUUUUCUCUCAUUGUGUGUAUAAACUUGCUUCCCACUAUAAUAGCGUCCGACGAUGAUGAAAUUGUUUUCUUUAUGUUCCUUUGUGCUAUUUAUUAGGUUGUAUUGUUACUGUUUUGUUGUUAACAUUAAUGCUCUUGGUACUUUCCUUCCCGAUUAUGAAAUGUAAAUAAAUAGAUACUUUACUGAUAUAGUGCAAAAAUUAGACAACAAAUUUUGUAAAUAUAUAAAUAUAUAUAUAAAGAUAGUGAUAUUGUAAAGGCAUUUGGUUUAUUUGUAAACUAAUCUUGGAUUCAUUUGGAGCUUAAGAUGAUUUUGUUACUUCACCUCUGCUGCCCUCCUCUCAAAAGUGCCAAGCAACUUUUUUAUUUAUAUAAUUUAUAUAAAACCUUGUAAAUAUAAUGCUACUAAACCUCGUAAUAACCAUAA
Messenger RNA from Anthonomus grandis grandis, 2236 nucleotides. RefSeq names its product LIM/homeobox protein Lhx5 (gene Lim1). Lineage: Eukaryota; Metazoa; Arthropoda; Insecta; Coleoptera; Curculionidae. Gene Ontology annotation, cellular component: nucleus. Gene Ontology annotation, molecular function: RNA polymerase II transcription regulatory region sequence-specific DNA binding; DNA-binding transcription factor activity, RNA polymerase II-specific. The transcript is spliced from 7 exons. Gene Ontology annotation, biological process: neuron differentiation; regulation of transcription by RNA polymerase II. The record is from RefSeq and is a predicted model, not a curated record. The coding region runs from base 422 to 1747 and encodes 441 amino acids.